AUGGCCUCCUCGCCGUGGGACUACAUCGCCAAGCUCGUCUGCAUAGGCGACUCGGGAUGCGGCAAAUCCAGUCUAACCAUCCGCCUCUGCGAAGGCCGCUUCUCCCCCCAUCACGACGUCACCAUCGGCGUGGAAUUCGGCUCGCGCGUCGUCCCCGUCGGCCCGCCACACACCAAGCCCUCCAGCUUCCUGUCCUCCUCCAUUACCCCUUCUGCAGGGGCUGCGGCGGCGCCCGGCACGGAUGGCCUCCCCGAGCCGCCCCGGGACACCAGCAAAACGCCCCAGAAGCACAUGAAGCUGUCCCUGUGGGAUACGGCCGGCCAGGAGACCUACAAGUCCGUCACGCGCUCCUACUUUCGCGGUGCGAGCGGCGCCCUCCUCGUCUUCGACCUCUCCCGCAGACAGACGUUUCAGCACGUGACGGACUGGCUGAAUGACCUGCGGCAGAUUGCGGAGCCGGAUAUCGUGGUCGUCCUCGUGGGGAAUAAGGCCGACUUGACGCAGCAGGAGGAGAACAAGAGGGAGGUUACGCGGGAAGAGGCAGAGGAGUGGGCGAGGAGAAACGGGCUGCUGGAGUAUGUUGAGACGAGUGCCAAGAGCGGAGAAAAUGUCGAGCAGGCGUUUAUGAGGGUCGCGGAGAGGAUAUUUCACAAUAUCCAGGCGGGCAAGUAUGAUUUGAAUGACAGGAGGUCUGGCGUCAAGGGGCCGAGUGCGGGUGGUAACCGACAGGUGAAGUUGGGCGGAGACAGUAAAUCUGCCGGUGGUGGCUGUUGCUGA
Messenger RNA from Metarhizium acridum CQMa 102, 777 nucleotides. RefSeq lists its product as uncharacterized. Gene Ontology annotation, cellular component: Golgi apparatus. Gene Ontology annotation, molecular function: GTPase activity; GTP binding. NCBI's taxonomy places the organism in Eukaryota, Fungi, Ascomycota, Sordariomycetes, Hypocreales, Clavicipitaceae. The record is from RefSeq and is a predicted model, not a curated record. Gene Ontology annotation, biological process: vesicle-mediated transport.